AUGGCGAAAAACCCGCGCAUGGCUGUCCUUGACUUUGCCUCCAGAGAAGCGAAGCGAUCGCAGUACUGUUCUCGAGCCGCCGUGAAGCUCGAGCAACUGCUUUUAAAGUUCCCGAAAGUGUUGUCUUCUUUGCAGAAAGGAAAAGUCGUAAAGUGCGUAGACUUGGGUUGUCAUCCAGGUUCGUGGCUGCAAGUGUUGUCCCGGAAAAUAAAGAAGGCGGAAAUAUACGGGUUUGAUUUAAACGAAAUCGAAUCGUUGGAGAGUUUGAAGUACGUGGACGUACAUCGAACGCGAACGUUUCAGUGCGACGUGUUUGAGAGCGAUGAGUUGAUGAAUUCUUUACAGUUGGAUAAAAAUGUGAAUUUGCUGACAUCGGAUAUGAUGGCCAAAACGACCGGUCAAAACGAUGCGAGUGCGUCGCACGAGUUAGCCGUGCGCGCGUUUGAGUUAGCCACGAAAGAUUUGCUCGCGAAGGAUGCGCAUUUCGUGUGUAAAAUCUUUGAAAGCGAAGAGACGAGGGCGUUGAAGAUGGAAGCGAAGAAAGCGUUUGCGAGCGCGAGUCUGUUUCGACCAGACGCGGUGAGGAAAGGCAGUCGAGAAAUUUAUAUGGUUGGCGUUGGGUUCAAAGGUUAG
This is a messenger RNA of Bathycoccus prasinos, 633 nucleotides long. Its product is annotated as ribosomal RNA methyltransferase RrmJ/FtsJ. Bases 1 to 633 code for a protein of 210 amino acids. Gene Ontology annotation, molecular function: rRNA (uridine-2'-O-ribose)-methyltransferase activity. Lineage: Eukaryota; Viridiplantae; Chlorophyta; Mamiellophyceae; Mamiellales; Bathycoccaceae. The record is from RefSeq and is a predicted model, not a curated record. The transcript has a single exon. Gene Ontology annotation, biological process: RNA methylation.